Molecule: messenger RNA, 3239 nt
Organism: Vigna angularis (adzuki bean)
Lineage: Eukaryota; Viridiplantae; Streptophyta; Magnoliopsida; Fabales; Fabaceae
Product: interactor of constitutive active ROPs 3
Exons: 4
Coding region: 1125-2975 (616 amino acids)
Source: RefSeq, a predicted model, not a curated record
CUGGAAAAUAAAAAUAAAAAUUUUGUUAGUGAUGUUUCUGCGUUUCUUUUUUGACCGCUUUUUUCACUUUGGACUGCUACACAAUUUAUUUAAUUGGAAAGUUACGCUAAUAUUAAAAGUGGCAUUGACGCGGUUCUCUGUUUCAAAAUUUAGGAGUUGCAAGGUUUCGUUGCUUUAUGAUUUAGCACAUAAUUUUCGAAUUUGAGUACAUAUAUUAAUGAGGGAAAAGUUGUGUUUUGAACAGUAGAAUACAUAGUAAAAUCUUGUUUCUUUUCAUUUUGGAAUGUGAGAUUUUAGUGUUAAAAGAGCUGGAUUGGUUCCACGAUGUUCUUUUUUGUGCUUCUUUCUUUGUUGGUUAAUUCCGUGCUUGUUUCUUCUUUUUCGAUAUGCUUAAUAAAUAGAACUUCCUUAACUUUCAUUUUUAAUUUCAAAAGAUGAAUCUUCCAUUACCUAUUUUUGUUGCCGAUUCUUUCUCGUUUAUUAUCAAGAUUUGAUUCCUUUGUUCUAAAUAAAUGAUAGUCCUUUUCAUGAAGUGAUUUUUCCCCUUUUUUCUACUUUGGUGUCUCCGUGUUCAAUGCUCGUUGUCCACCAAGCACACAUAUCAAGUUGUUAUAAGAAUCCCUCAUCUAUAUUAUCAUCAUGUCUAUCUUUUGUACUUACGAUAAUGUUCAUGUCUAUUCCCUUCCUCAUUGAAAAUAUUAAGGGAAAAUGUCAAUGUGUAAGUCAUUGGAUGGCCACUGUGAAAGCCCUUCUUUCACGGCUAAAUGGAGGUUAAGAAUAUUUUUUUUCAUGUAAUUACAGAAAAGCCCACAGCACAUGAAUGUGAUUUCACUCACAUAAAUGGGUAAAAUGGGUAUCUUAGUCAUUUACAAGAUGAAGAUUUGGACGUGUCUUUAAUGGGGUGUCCUAUCAGUAGAACGUGCCUCUUAAAUAUUCUCUGGGAGUUUUUGACACAAAGUUCUAGUCAUUCAUAUCAUCAGCUAAUAAAAAGAUACUUUUGUCUUUUAGAGCGUGAUUACGAUAUCAAAUUACACAGUCCUUGUGGGUCAGGGAGCAUUCAAGUAGCAAGCAAGGUCCUAAUUAUUAACCCCUUUUACUUUCCUGGAACACAAGGCAGUUAAGCCAUGCAGCAGACCCCAAAGACAAAAAGUAACUCCUCUGAAGUGCCUCAGAAAGUGUCCCCUCGUGGUGGUGGACGCCAACUCAGGCCUGCCACACUAGAUACUGCAUCUUCAUCAAACCAAGCUCACAAAACUUCAAAGGAUCAUAGAAGUCCUAAAGUGACUGAGCGCAGAUCACCCAGAAGUCCAGCUCCAGAGAGGAAGCGUCCUAGCAGAAUAUCUGAAUUAGAAUCUCAGAUUUCUCAACUCAAAGAGGAAUUGAAGGUUGUGAGGAACCAGCUCAGUUUGUCUGACUCAUCCAAGAAGCAAGCUCAGCAAGAUGCAGAAGAGUCCAAGAAACAACUAUUUGACGUAUCUGUGGAACUUGAAGAAUCUCAACAGCAACUUCUGAAGUUCUCUGCUACUGAACAAGCUCGUGUUAUUGAGCUCCAGAAAACUAUAGAAGAGCAUGAUAAGGCGUGGCAAUCGGAACUCAAGGCUGCCCAACAGAAGCUCUCAGACAACACUUCUGCACUGACCUCUGCUAUCGAUGAAAUUCAGCAGCUCAAGGUUCAACUUGAAUUGGUAGCUAAUUGUGAGAAUGCACACACCCAAAUUGCAGAAUCAUCGGACGUGGAAUUACUGAACUUGAAGGAUAACUUGGCAGAAUCACUUUCCCUUGUGGAGAACAUGAAAAAUCAACUCCGGGAUUCUAAAGAGUCAGGUCAGGCACAAGCUUUGGUCAACGAGACUUUGCGACAACUUGAAGCUGCAAAAAGAACUGUUGAGUUCCUGAGAGCUGAUGCUGCAAAAGCUGUGCAUGGCUACAACUCUGCUGCUUCGGAAUUAGACCAAUCUAGAACACGGGUGGACACACUAGAGACACUAGUCAGUAAACUUGAGUUUGGCCUCAUUAGUAACAAAGGCAACCAUUCUUUAAAUGUUGCAGAUGAUGGGAACAUGGAGCUGAAAGCUGAGAUAUCACAAAAGGGUGAGGAUCUUAAUCACACUGAAGCAGAAAUUUAUUCUUUGAGGUCUUCCAUAGAGACUGAUGACGAGACUAAGCACCUGGAAGAACAUAUUCAGUGUUCAGUGAAGCUCAGGAAAGCCUAUGAGUUGAUUGAGCAGAUAAAAUCAGAAUCAAGCCAGAGAGAAUCCGAGCAAGAGGUAGAAUUGAAAAGAAAGAAUGCUGAUAUUGAACAUUUGAAGGCUAACCUAUUGGAUAAGGAAACUGAGUUGCAGGGCAUUGUGGAGGAGAAUGAGAAGUUGAAUUUGCAGCUUCAAAAGAGAAAUUCAUCCCAAAGAGAGCUUGAACUUAAAAAGGAGCUUCGAAAACUAGAUGAAUGUGUGGCUGAGUUAAAGGGUGAUCUAAUGGACAAGGAAACAACAUUGCAAAACAUAUCAGAAGAGAAUGAAAUGCUGAAGUUGGAGCUUCGUAAGAGGUUUGGACACGGUGGUAAAGUGGGGGUGGAAGUUGCAGCAGAACUUGAGGCUGCUAAGGCUGCCGAACGUGAGGCUGUUAUGAAACUUGGUAUUUUGAUGGAAGAUGCAGAAAGGAGCAACCGAAAGGCGGAGAGGGUGGCUGAGCAGCUAGAAGCGUCUCAGGCAGCAAAUUCAAUAGUAGAAGCUGAACUGAGAAGAUUGAAGGUGCAGUCUGAUCAAUGGAGGAAGGCUGCAGAAGCAGCUGCUGCUAUGCUCUCAGCAGGGAACAAUGGGAAGCUGACUGAGAGAUCAAUGUCUUUAGACAACAACUAUAACUCUAUGAUGAAUAAGUACUCACCUUUCUGUGAAGAACUUGAUGAUGAUUUUCAGACCAAGAAAAAUGGCAACAUGCUGAAGAAGAUUGGGAUCUUGUGGAGGAAACCUCAAAAAUAGUCACUGUUUGGUUUAGACCACUUUCUAAUGUUGUAGUGCAAUGUAAUCUUAUGUUACUGCAAUGUUUAUGUUAUGCAAUUUUGUCUGAUCACAACAUUUCUCCUUGUUUGGUGAACAUGGUCUACUACUUCUGCCUUGUAUUCUAUUUAUUUAGUUAAGCCCUUUUAUAUGAUCUACCAUUUCACUAUCUAGAAAAUCCAGGAAAUUAUAUUUUCUCUGUGACUUUGUAGUAUCAGGAAGCAUUGAUUUUAUAAUCUGUCUCAA